CUAGGCUUGGUAAAGGCAGACGGGGAGGGGAAGGGAGGGGAAGCAACAGAGAGGCACAUCCACCUCAAACACUGAACAGAAAAAAAGUCUCAAACAGGGAAAGAGUGUUAAAGCAGGAGGAAAAAUGGGACAGGGACAGAAACGUUCCUCUGACAACAAACAGAGCCAGAAGAAUAGAGAUGCCAGCCCAGCACCAGAGGACGGUAAAAGGUGCAGAGUCUGUCGUUUCCCUCUGCUCGUCGCCCUGCUGCAGCUGCUGCUAGGAGUGGCUGUCACAGCCGUGGCCUUCCUCAUGUUGGCCAUCAGCUCCUCACUCAUAGCCCGGGAGACUUCUCACUGGGCUGGGAUCACUCUUUGUUUAGCUUCUGUCGUUGGGUUCGUCCUCUACUUCAUCACCUACCAGCCAGAUGAGAGAACAUCUAUGCAGUUUAUUGUCAAGCUGCUGUACUUUGUCCUGUGCACCAUCGGCCUGGUCAUCUCAUUGCUGGUUGUGGCGUUUGCUGGACACCACCAUUCCCAGGCCAGCAGCUUCAACUGCCAAAAUGCGGGAGUGGACUGUGUGUGUGUGCUGGAUCAAAGUGACCCGAUAGCCCGCACUUUUAACUACCAAGGGGCCGGCGAUUGCGAGGCGAUCACCAGCACACUGACCUUUUACUUCCUGCUCCAGAUCCUGCUGAACCUCGCCCAGGCGCUGGUCUGUGCCACCGGAGCCUUCAUCAUGUGGAAGGAUCGCUACCAAGUCUUCUUUGCCGGGAUACAGAUCCGAUCUCCCUCCACCCAGCAGUGGCAAAAAGUUUAACCCACUGAGAAUGACUAUGGUCAGUCAGAGUAAAACAAGAACCCUGAUUUUUAGAGUGUUAGACUCUCCAGAACAGGGCCUUUUUUGUGUGUAGUUAGUGUGUACUUCCUUUUAAAAAUCUGUUACAGACAGGUGACAAAUUAGAGGAAUAAUGUUGAAAUGUGAUACUGCCUCUGAACAGUGUGCAGGACCUUAAAAGUAAGAAAACCAGGAUAUUUUAUACACCUACUCCUCAUUGCAGCAAAAAAUCUAUUAAGUAUUCGCAGCCAACAGGGGAUAUGGUGUCACCUCAGCUGGUUGAGGUUACAUUAAUAUCAGAGUUUCAGUGUUGUAAUGAAAGUAAAGUAAGAUGACAAACAUCGAGGUUUAAAUAAAACACGUUAUUAUCCAACCAAGAGGAAGUUUGAUCUUUAGAGGAACCUUCCUUCCUAAAGGGAUGUUUGCUGGGAUUGCUUUUUUUGUUUCCUGCAAAAGUUCACCUAAUAGUUUCAGUAGAGAUCAUUAUUAUUAAGUUGAAAAAACAAAACAAAAAAAAACAACAACAAAAAAACAUAUUUUCAGCAAAUCAUUGAAUUUUAUGCUUCUAUGGACAGAGGCCGCUAUCCUGGAGGACACGUCUCACUUCCUAACAAAGUAUUGCAUCACCAGAUCAAGUUGAUUGACCAGAAAGAUUUUGUUCUGAGCUAUGCAGCCAUCUCCUGAUUUUCUCACUUUAUGAUAACAUUUUCCUUUAAUUUGUCAUGCAUCUGUAGUUAGAGAUAUUGUGGUGCUAGCGUUUUACACAAAACUUUAUACUUGCAGUUUCCAUUGUUGCCAAGUGUGGAUAUUAUGCAUCCAAACACAAAAUAUAUAUAUUUUUUAAAUAUUGUACAUUACUUUUGCUUUGUUUCUAAAUAUUUUUGAUAUAUUCCUGCUAUGUGCACAGACUACAAUCCCAGACACAUACCAGAAAGCAGUAUUUUUUUUUUUUUUUUUUUUUUGCUGAAAAUACUGAAAUUGUGCACAAUUUCUAUGGAUUCUUUGUAGCUGGGAUUUACUAAUCACAAUUAGUUGCCUCAGUGAUCCUUUUGCUCUGUACCUUUUUAUUUUCUAUAAAAGUGAUGGUUUAAUGCAUACAAUCUGAUUCUGCUUUAGUAUCGCAACUGAUAUUUUUAUUUAUACCUGCAGCACUUUGGGCGCCUUGUUUGUUAAAGUGCUUCAUAAAUAAACAUUGACUGACUGAUUCUUUGGUGCCAGCAUGAGCUGGGUUUAGAGUUUACCUUUUGCAAAGUUAUAAUUUUUAAAUUAUAUUAUUACAAGCUUUAAAAUAGGAUACUCCCAUAGUGAAAUGGUAAAAUAAAGCAUUAUCGAAGUUC
This is a messenger RNA of Cyprinodon tularosa, 2154 nucleotides long. RefSeq names its product sarcospan (Kras oncogene-associated gene) (gene sspn). The transcript is spliced from 3 exons. Gene Ontology annotation, cellular component: sarcolemma; dystrophin-associated glycoprotein complex. The record is from RefSeq and is a predicted model, not a curated record. The coding region runs from base 125 to 799 and encodes 224 amino acids. NCBI's taxonomy places the organism in Eukaryota, Metazoa, Chordata, Actinopteri, Cyprinodontiformes, Cyprinodontidae.